Molecule: messenger RNA, 2184 nt
Organism: Cladocopium goreaui
Lineage: Eukaryota; Dinophyceae; Suessiales; Symbiodiniaceae
Source: the annotation of a GenBank genome assembly
UUCGCACAGUCAUGAGAACUCAUUUUGCAGAUUUCCUGCCUCUUAUAGAGUACUUCUACAACUUGGUCGACUGGCUUGAGCGGGCGAAUGCAGUCCUGCCGAAUCACGUGAUGACGGGAUUUACAGUUAGUUUUGCCAUUUGUUGCUUGCUUUUCUUGCCAAUCCUCUUGAUCGUAUUAAGGAUGGUAUGGGCGAUAGCAGAAGUUGGACCCGCCCGGAAAAGCAUGACCUCAUUCUUUAUCGUAUCCUUGGGGGUGCCAUUGUAUCCUGUUCUGACAGCACUCCUUCUGGCUUUGCUUUGGUUGGCGAUAGGGUGUGCGAUGCUCAUCCUAUCGAGCUUUGGACCCGCAGCCCUGCUGUUUUGGUUAAUGGUUCGCUUGUGGGAGUUCAAGACAGACUUCGUAGAGGCUGAGCUCGACAAAAGCGGCGACAUGCAAAGAGGCAACGAGCCGGUCGAAGACAUUACCUGCUGGGAGCUGGUCUGUGGAUUGUUCAUCGGCAUCCUGAGUUGCUGCAGCUUCGGAAUGUUGGCGUUUGUGCUGACCAUCCUGAAGUCGCCCCUGGUGAUUCUUUCAUUUGUCCUGCGGUUUAUCUACGAGUCUCUUUGCCGUUGGCUGGUUCUCGUGCAUUGCGGCUGCCGUCCGUUCUGCUCAAUUUGUGCCCCACAUCGCAUGGUUCAGAUUGAGGGCGAGGACAAAACCAUCCAGGACUUGCGUUCCGAGGGAUUUUCUGCUAAAGACUUGAAGGACAUCGGCGUGGAUAUAGGUGAUUUGUAUGCUGCGGGCUUUUCCAUUUCAGAGCUUUCAGAGGCCUUCGACGAGUGGCAGUUCCGGAGGGCAGAACUGGAAAUGGAUUGGUUGUGGCAUUUUCAUGGCGGAUGCAGUUGGUGGGGCUGGUUUCCCUUAGUUUUUUUGGCAUGGCUGAGCACUCUUGCGUGCCUCGUAGCGAUGCUAGUGAUUGCUAUAGCUGUGGUGUCUUUGGCCAAGCUGAUUGUGGCUGUGAUUUGGCCAGCCUACAUCGCUGCUGGAUGGUUGCGCAUUGUGGCACAAGCAAGGAGACGGCCCAGUGCUAGAAAGUGCUGUGAGCCAUUGGUGCAAGGUAUGAAAGCAGGCUACCAGGUCGUUUGGGCCAGUUCCAUGCUGACAAACAUUUGCAUAUCGAACCGAACCUUGUGGGCAAAAUGGAAGUUGAUCGAACAAACAAUUCAAGAGGGUUUCGAGUUCGCAAAAGGUGACCGUGCAGACCUUUCACCAGUUCUGCAAAGCCUCUCGCUUUUUCCGCCUGUUUUGGUUGGGUUGUUCCAUGAUUCCUGGGACCUGUACUUGCGCACCUUGGCGCGCCGCUUAAGAGUUUCACCUGACAUCGUCCAAGAAGCUUGGCGAGGCUUGGCACGCCAGAUGAUCUGGUUUUGUCAAGCAGCAGUCGAGGAAGACCUCAUCACGGACGAGUGGGUCCAGGAGGUUCCUGGUGGGCUUUGUUCUGGCCUGCCGGCACGAUGUUUUUUACAAGCGGUUGAACGAUCUCCCCACCGCAAACUGGUGCUGGUUGGGGGGCUCACUAUCACUGAAGACAGGGUGGCUGAACUUGGAGGCUUUGCAAAAACAGUUUGGAAGCGAUUCUGUGAAGUGCAGGAUGCUAGGAAUGCUGCGGCUGGCGUCCUCAAUCCAGACGUGCAUCACUUGCUGUGUGCAAAGCUGUUGGCUGGUGGAGAGGACUCAAGCACUCUUCCCUUAAACUUGGCUGACGCAAUCCAAAAGUAUGAGAAUCUGCCAGAUGCCACCAAGGCUGCUUGCCAAAGUGUGCUAAACCCUCUAAUUGCGUUCGGUCUUGCGUGCGGUAAAGAAAACCAUUUCAAAGAGAAAUUGAAGCUUGUAAUCGAAUCCUUGCCGCACUUGGAUUCCGAGUCAAUUCUUCAGCUUCACUUUGGAGCCCCCAUUGCGCAUGAGGACAGAAGAUCUGAAACUCGAUAUGUGUUCGCAGCUCCGCUGGUAGAUCUUGAAGCCCAAUAUGUGUUCGCAGCCCCGCGUGCAGAUUUGGUUGUGUGAUCCAGGUUCAUUUUGUCCCUGGAUGUUCUGGUCUGCGCAGCUAAGAACCCACUGUCAAAAGAGCAAAGUCUUGUGACGGAUUCGGAAACAGACACUGUGUGACAGUUGAGCCCAAAUUGGGCCCAGAGCAGACAAGGCG